This is a messenger RNA of Heterocephalus glaber (naked mole-rat), 5539 nucleotides long. It is a transcript of the gene Stk4, whose product is annotated as serine/threonine kinase 4. Gene Ontology annotation, molecular function: ATP binding; protein serine/threonine kinase activity. NCBI's taxonomy places the organism in Eukaryota, Metazoa, Chordata, Mammalia, Rodentia, Bathyergidae. Gene Ontology annotation, cellular component: cytoplasm. Gene Ontology annotation, biological process: protein tetramerization; signal transduction; protein phosphorylation. The record is from RefSeq and is a predicted model, not a curated record.
UCCGCCCUCUCGCGCACCGCUUCCGGUAGGGACGGAAAGCGGAAGUGUGGGAGGGUCUGCGGGGCGGGCUCAGAGAGGUCUUGGGGAGGAUGGAGCAGUGAGAGGGUUUGGGCGGCUGCUGGCGGCGCCAUGGAGACGGUGCAGCUGAGGAACCCGCCUCGCCGACAGCUGAAAAAGUUGGAUGAAGAUAGUUUAACCAAACAACCAGAAGAAGUGUUUGAUGUCUUAGAGAAACUUGGAGAAGGGUCCUAUGGCAGUGUAUACAAAGCUAUUCAUAAGGAGACUGGUCAGAUUGUUGCUAUUAAACAAGUUCCCGUGGAAUCAGAUCUGCAGGAAAUAAUCAAAGAAAUUUCAAUAAUGCAGCAAUGUGACAGCCCUCAUGUAGUCAAGUAUUACGGCAGUUAUUUUAAGAACACAGACUUGUGGAUUGUUAUGGAAUACUGUGGGGCCGGUUCUGUAUCUGAUAUCAUUCGAUUACGAAAUAAAACGUUAACAGAAGAUGAGAUAGCUACAAUAUUACAAUCAACUCUCAAAGGACUGGAAUACCUUCAUUUCAUGAGAAAAAUACACCGAGAUAUCAAGGCAGGAAACAUUUUGCUAAAUACAGAAGGACAUGCAAAGCUUGCAGAUUUUGGAGUAGCAGGUCAACUUACGGAUACCAUGGCCAAGAGGAAUACAGUGAUAGGAACACCAUUUUGGAUGGCUCCAGAAGUGAUUCAGGAAAUUGGAUACAACUGUGUGGCAGACAUCUGGUCUCUGGGAAUAACUGCCAUAGAAAUGGCUGAAGGAAAGCCUCCAUAUGCUGACAUCCAUCCAAUGAGGGCAAUCUUCAUGAUUCCAACAAACCCUCCUCCCACUUUCCGAAAGCCAGAGCUGUGGUCAGAUAACUUCAUGGAUUUUGUGAAGCAGUGUCUUGUAAAGAGCCCUGAGCAGAGAGCCACAGCCACUCAGCUCCUACAGCACCCAUUUGUCAAGAGUGCCAAAGGAGUGUCAAUACUGCGGGACUUAAUUAACGAAGCCAUGGAUGUGAAACUGAAACGCCAGGAAGCCCAGCAGCGAGAAGUGGACCAGGAUGAUGAAGAAAACUCAGAAGAAGAUGAAAUGGAUUCUGGCACAAUGGUUCGAGCAGUAGGUGAUGAGAUGGGCACUGUCCGAGUAGCCAGCACCAUGAGUGAUGGAGCCAAUACUAUGAUUGAGCAUGAUGACACAUUGCCAUCACAGCUGGGCACCAUGGUGAUCAAUGCAGAAGAUGAGGAGGGAGAAGGGACUAUGAAAAGAAGGGAUGAGACCAUGCAGCCUGCAAAACCAUCUUUCCUUGAAUACUUUGAACAAAAAGAAAAGGAAAAUCAGAUCAACAGCUUUGGCAAGAGUGUACCUGGCCCACUGAAAAAUUCUUCAGAGUGGAAAGUACCUCAGGAUGGAGACUAUGAAUUUCUUAAGAGUUGGACAGUGGAGGACCUUCAGAAGAGGCUCUUGGCUCUCGACCCCAUGAUGGAGCAGGAGAUUGAAGAGAUCCGGCAGAAGUACCAGUCCAAGCGGCAGCCAAUCCUGGAUGCCAUUGAGGCUAAGAAGAGGCGGCAACAAAAUUUCUGAGCGAGGCUGGGCCCUGGGCUUUGGUGAAUCCUGGAUUGCUCGUUUCACAUUUGUCAGCCAGCACUUACACUGUGUCAUUUCUCCACAGCACCUUUGUGAACUCAGGAAUGUGCGCCAGUGGGAAGGGCUACCUUGACUGUCAUUGUGCCAUCUUGAUGUAUUUAUAUUGGUCAGGGAUAUUAUUUUGAAGAUUUAUGUCGGCGCUUUUAACUCAGAAUUUUAAACCCAGAAACAGAGACUCUUAGUUGAUAGCUGGAAAAGUUUUACAUUAUCUUUUUUGUUUUUCUUUUCCCAAUAAUUUUUGAUUGUUCUUUCUGGAAGACUUUUAAAAAAUAUAUAAAUAUGCAUAUAUAUAUAAAUUAUAAAUCGAUUCCCCACUCAGUGUGGUGGCAUCUCUGUACAGGUACAGUUUUGAACAGUUCGCCUCUUUUCUGUAAGAUUAUGGUACUGUGGAACAUGGGGGCCGAGGACAUCAGGAACCUGUUAGGAGAUCACUGAGUCCUGGGAGCCAACCUCACCCUUUGUAGGGCUGCAUUUAAAACUCGGGAUUGGUUUCCACCGUGGUUUCGACCUUGCACAGUCAUCACUGACUGGCUUUUGGAGCUGACAGUGAUGCUCAGAACACCUCGAGAAUUUGUGUUUGCUCUUUGAGUCCCAAGAGAAGCCUGGUACCCUUUUUGCAAGUUGACCUUUAGUGUUUCAGUGUCUUUCAUCCAUCUCCACUCUCCCAACUGCCUAAAGUCACAUCACAGAUGUUUCCCAGUGCCUUAGAGGAGAGGUGAUCUGGUAAAGGGACAGGCCUACCAGGAACUCUCGGCAAACACAGGGCUGUGUUCAGUCCACAAAAGGAAAGGGAUUUUGAAGCUCUCGUUGUUCAUGUGAAAAAUUAUACAAGUGGCAUUUUGCUCUAUUCCUUAUAGGCAGGGGUAUGGAGCAUUGCUUUUUUUUUAUCCACAUUCAAAUAUGUGACUGUUUUCUUUCUUCUUUUGCUACUAAGGGGUCUGGAAGUAUAAAUGAAUACUCCAGGAUGCUCAGUCUGGACAUAUAGAAUGCCAGAGCUAGAAGGGACCAUAAUGAUCAUCUGGUCUUACCCUGUGAGAAGGGAAGUGACAUGGCCAACCUCAGAAACCAGGUUACAGUAAGAGCAGGGAUUGGAACUCAGGUCUCCAUCCCUGGGACACUGAACUGAGCAGCCCCUUCCCUGAGGAAAAAGAUUUGAGUCCAUUUGGGUUAAGUUGUCCCACGGAUCCCAGCUGACAGAAACCUCUUGCCUUGCUUCUUUUUAGGUGACAUGGCUAUGAAAAGAUUCCCCAGAGAAAAAUAUCAGAGAGUCCAUGAGUUCUGCUGUGCCUAGCUGACAUGCACCCUUGGGGGCAGAUUUAGGGGCCAAAGCACAGCAGAGGUCUUUGCAAAAAGACAGCAUGGAGCCUUCUUCCUACGACUUUGGCUCAGAGCCACACCGGUUACACAGAAAAGAGAACACAAUUGGGAAAGACAAGUAUCUUUUUAUUUUCUUCUAAUAUCUCUUCCUUCAGCUAGGGGAACCAUGACUAGGUUGUACCAAAGAUUUUUGUAAUUUGACUCCAUAAUUGCUCUUGCUCCCUAAACCUGAGAAUCAAUGGAAAGUCAGGGAUAGUUCUUCUGUGAUCAGAUUCUGUUCUUUGCAGUUAAAACAAGUUUUUAAAAAUGCAAAAGGCAGUUGGUCUUCAGGGCUUAGCCUAGCUAUGUGGCAGAUAAAAAAGAGGACAAGUGAGGAUCUUGCAGGAAUAAUAAAAUGGCAGCUAGCAUUUAUUGCCAAGCCCUGGGCUAGGUAGGCUUCAAAUUUCAUAGUAGUCCUCUGGGUUAAAUACUUUAUCUCCAGUUCAUAGGUACAAAGGAAAAUGGGUUUGGAGAGAACUAUUCCUUCCCAAGGCAAUACGGCCAAUAAGUGGUAGAAUCGGGAUUCGUAGCAUUGCUCUAUAGAAACACAUGCAGCCAUGUCCAACCUGCAGGCCUCAGGCAUAACAGAUAUAAAAACAAAAAAGUUUUGUUCCUUAUACACACCAACUAUAUUUAAUAUUUUUAUGUGGCCCAAGACAAUUCCUCUUCAUUCAGGGUGGCCCAGCCAAGCCAAAUGUUGGACACUCAUGGCAGAGAACAGGAAAGUCAUGAGUCUGUUUAAAAUGAAAUGACCAUCUUUUCUUGCCCAGCCUGAGUAUCAUUUUUAGGUUGGAAAACAGCUGAAUUAAUAGGUCUGACAGCCAGCUAAGUUUUAAAAACCAAAGCAUUGAGCAUUGAGCAUGGAUACUCCACUUGCUGUGCUAACAGUUCUGCCUUAGUCUCUUUCCUCUUUAAACAGAGAGCUCAGAGAAGAAAGCCUUUUUCUCCUUUCCUAAGCAAGAUCUAAGUAAAGGAAAACUCAGUUUUUCUCCAUAAAUAUUGGUGGGCCAUGAACCUCGAUCUGGAGGUUAUUUUGUUCUAAGCAUAUCUACAUCCAACAUACUGACCCAGCAAGUCGUUUGCUCAUCACUCUAGCUAGACAGAGCCCUUUGGCUAGAAGUCAAAUUGUUUUGGAUCAGAUAAAUUUCCUGUAUAUUUGUCUUCUAGUGACAGAAAGGCAGAGGAGCAGGUCCUAGUCAUUUUUUCUUUAAAUAUUAAGUUCAAGAUACUUCCGUUUUCAUUGAGCUUAAGCAUUUGUGUCUCAAGCUUCCAAGGAACUCUAAGGCUUUCUGUACUUCCAAGAAACCAUGACCCACACUUAUUACAUCUUUUUAAAAAUCUCAUCGUCUCUUAAAAUAUCUAAAUUGCUCUCCCACUGGUGAAUCUGAAGCACGUUUCUAUUUUUUUCUUUAUAUUCUUUUGUCCAACUACCAGUUGGAUGGAUGAAAAUUUGGCUGAGGAGGAGAAAGAUGGAUAGAUAGAAUGAUAUAGGGCAUGGAUGAACUAAUGAACCAGUAUUCUGAAGCAGUUUAUGAACCAUAGACUUGACUCCUUGAGACUGUAGAUUCCACCCAGGAAACAUUGAUUUAGCACCUGUCAGAUGCCAGAAAUUUAUUAUACCAUAUAAAAUUCAGUAGCCCAGCCUGGUGUCAGAAAUGAGAGAGAUGACAUCAUGAUAGACCCUGUAGAUAUUAAAAGGCUAAUAACAGAAUCAUAUGAACAACUUUAUGCUGAUGCAUUCAACAAUUUAAAUGAAAUAGACAAAUUCCUGGAAAAAUACAAAGUUCCAAAGCACACUCAAGGAGAAAUAGAUAAUCCAAACAGCCCUAUUUCUAUAGAAACUUAAUAGCUUUGAGAGAUACAAGUAAAACUCUCCUCAUUUUAUAGAUGAUGAAACUGAGGCUCAGAGAGGUAAAGUCAGUUGCUCAAGACCAUGUCACUAUAGUAUAGAAGAGUCAGGGUUUUACAUCCAUGUCCUCUGGUUCUUACCCAGUGUCCUUUCUAACAUACCACGUUGGCUCGACAGACUGCAGCUCCUUAUUUAUGGGGGAAUUGUUCCUCCUCAAUCCACUCUCCCCUCUGCACCCCAUGCUUUCUUGGCACCAUGUUUAUGUUUCAUCAGAAUUCCAGUCAUGGUCUUUGGAAUCCAUGUUCUUUGUGUUUGGCAAAAAACUCACCAGCUUGCACUUGGACCAACUUGGAUUUAAAAAUAAGCUUAAAUGCUGUUGCUAAUGUACAAUUUAAAAUGUGAAGUUUGUAGCUUUAAUUUUUUUGUAACAAAAACUAGUAACACUGGCUUAAGUGCUGACUUGAAAUGCUAUUUUGUAAGGUUUGGAUGUAAAUAAUCAGUUGAGGUCAGCAGUUUGUAUAUGUAUGAGACAUGGCUUCCUCCAUUACCUUUUACUAUCUUUUUUUAAUUUGAGAUGCUUCCUGUAUACUUUUAUGUUAAAUUUGUUGUUUUUCCUCCUCCUUUCUUCCUGUACCUUGUCAACCUUUGUUUUAAAUAAACUGUCCUUUGGACCGCAGA